AUGCUGCUGUGGGUGCCGCAGGCGCUGCUUGCCUUGCUUCUGUCCGGGCUCCUGGCCCAGGGAGAAGCCAAGCACAGGCGGGGCCCCCAGGCCCGGAACGCCUCCAGGCCAGCUCUGCUGCGGCUGUCAGAUCACCUCCUGGCCAACUACAAGAAGGGUGUGCGGCCUGUACGGGACUGGAGGACGCCGACCACGGUUUCCAUUGAUGUCAUCGUCUACGCCAUCCUCAGCGUGGAUGAGAAGAAUCAGGUGCUGACCACAUACAUCUGGUACCGGCAGUACUGGACUGAUGAGUUUCUCCAGUGGAACCCGGAGGACUUUGACAACAUCACCAAGUUGUCCAUCCCCACGGACAGCAUCUGGGUCCCAGACAUCCUCAUCAAUGAGUUUGUGGACGUGGGGAAGUCUCCAAAUAUCCCGUACGUGUAUGUCCGCCAUCAUGGAGAGGUCCAGAACUACAAGCCCCUCCAGGUGGUGACCGCCUGUAGCCUUGACAUCUACAACUUCCCCUUCGAUGUACAGAACUGCUCGCUGACCUUCACCAGCUGGCUGCACACCAUCCAGGACAUCAACAUCUCCCUGUGGCGCCUGCCGGAAAAGGUGAAAUUGGACAGGAGCAUCUUCAUGAACCAGGGCGAGUGGGAGCUGCUGGGGGUGCUGACCCAGUUUCAGGAGUUCAGUAUAGAAAGCAGCGACUGUUACGCAGAGAUGAAGUUCUAUGUGGUCAUCCGCCGGCGGCCCCUGUUCUAUGUGGUCAGCCUGCUGCUGCCCAGUAUUUUCCUCAUGGUCAUGGACAUCGUAGGCUUCUACCUGCCCCCGGACAGUGGCGAGAGGGUCUCCUUCAAGAUCACGCUCCUCCUGGGCUACUCGGUCUUCCUGAUCAUUGUGUCCGACACGCUGCCGGCUACGGCCAUUGGCACGCCCCUCAUCGGUGUCUACUUCGUCGUGUGCAUGGCUCUUCUGGUGAUCAGCUUGGCCGAGACCAUCCUCACCGUGCGGCUGGUACACAAGCAGGACCUGCAGCAGCCAGUGCCUGCCUGGCUGCGGCACCUGGUCCUGGAGAGAGUCGCCCUGCUCCUCUGCCUAGGGGAACAGUCGACUUCCCGGAGGCCCCCAGCCACCUCCCAAGCCACGAAGACCGAUGACUGCUCAGACAUGGCAAACCACUGCAGCCAUUUGGGGGGAUCCCGGGACUUGGAGAAGACCCCGAGGGGCAGUGGCAGCCCUCCCCCACCGCCGCGGGACGCCUCCCUGGCGGUGCGUGGGCUGCUGCAGGAGCUGACCUCCAUCCGGCACUUCCUGGAAAAACGGGAGGAGAGCCGAGAGCUGGCCCGGGACUGGCUGCGCGUGGGCUCCGUGCUGGACAGGCUGCUCUUCCGCAUCUACCUGCUGGCGUUGCUGGCCUACAGUGUCACCCUGGUCACGCUCUGGUCCAUCUGGCAGUAUUCCUGAGUGGGUCCAGCCCAGUA
This is a messenger RNA of Physeter macrocephalus (sperm whale), 1469 nucleotides long. RefSeq names its product 5-hydroxytryptamine receptor 3A (gene HTR3A). Gene Ontology annotation, biological process: chemical synaptic transmission; monoatomic ion transmembrane transport; signal transduction. Gene Ontology annotation, cellular component: postsynaptic membrane; neuron projection; synapse. Bases 1 to 1452 code for a protein of 483 amino acids. The transcript has 9 exons. NCBI's taxonomy places the organism in Eukaryota, Metazoa, Chordata, Mammalia, Artiodactyla, Physeteridae. The record is from RefSeq and is a predicted model, not a curated record. Gene Ontology annotation, molecular function: serotonin-gated monoatomic cation channel activity; acetylcholine-gated monoatomic cation-selective channel activity.